AUGGCGUGCUCCAAGGCGGUGCUGCUCGCCGCGCUCCUUGCCGUCGCAGCGCUCUCCUCCGCCACGGCGCGGGACGACGACUACGACCACCACAUGUACCGCAAGUGCUACAAGUCCUGCGUGAGGAAGUGCGACGACGACUACGACGACGACGACGAUGAUGACGAUGAUGAUGCCUUCAAGAAUGGCAUCCGCCCUGUUGCAGUCUCGGUGUCCGAUGAUCACGACAAUGACGACCACCACGAUGAUCACGACCACGACCACGACCAUGACGACCAUGAUGACCACCACCACGACCAUGGCGACCACGGCGACGACGAUGACGAUGACGAUGAUGACGACGACGACGACGACGACGACGAUGACGAUGACGACGAUGACGACGACGACGACGACGACGAGUGCCGGGUGGAAUGCACCGAGGACUGCGUCGACUACAUACCGGGCAUUUGUUACCAGCACUGCGUCUCCCACUCCUGUCUUUACAUGCCACCAUAUAGCUACCAGAGAGAGGCGUGCUUCCAGCGAUGCGGCCACAGAUGCUACCACCAUGGUCAUGGUCAUCAUCAUCAUCACCACCACCACCAUGACGAUGAUGACGAUGACGAUGACGAUGAUGAUGACGACGACCGCGAGGAUGGCCCAAAACCAAGCCCACCUAAACCUGGACCCAAGCCGAAACCACCCAAGCCAGGGCCAACGCCCAAGCCACCGAAGCCUAGUCCAACGCCGGAGACACCGCCCAUGCAGCAGAAGCCCAGACAGCCAAGGUACGAGACUACAGAGGAUGUAUGUGGUAUAUGUUACACGCGGAAACCAUGUGUCCACAUAGCCAUGUAG
Messenger RNA from Sorghum bicolor (sorghum), 840 nucleotides. RefSeq names its product protein PFC0760c. The transcript has 3 exons. The coding region runs from base 1 to 840 and encodes 279 amino acids. The record is from RefSeq and is a predicted model, not a curated record. NCBI's taxonomy places the organism in Eukaryota, Viridiplantae, Streptophyta, Magnoliopsida, Poales, Poaceae.